CACGUGCUGCUCUCUAGGAAAACAGCCGAAUUGUUUUGACGGAUUGUGAUUUGCUUCGCAGAAAACCACUGGAGCUUCUCCAGGUGAGAUUACACAACAGUUUAUCAGCUCUUCUUCUCCCUCUUGCGGUUAGGAUGGAGAGGCGGUUGUCAUCCGGUGAGGCGACAAUCAACUUCGCCACGGACAAGUUUCCCUUCUGCAUUGUCUGGACACCCAUUCCGGUCCUCACCUGGUUCUUCCCCUUCAUCGGCCAUAUGGGCAUCGCCAUGUCCAAUGGCGUGAUCAGAGACUUCGCCGGGCCGUAUUUUGUGUCCGAGGACAACAUGGGCUUCGGCCGGCCGACGCGGUACCUCAUCUUGGAUCCGUACUGCGUCCAGGGCGGAGCGCACGAGUGGGACGAGAGCGUCUCCAAGGCGUCAGUGGUGUACGGUACGCGGAUGCACAAUCUCUUCUGUGACAACUGCCACUCGCACGUCGGCAUGGCGCUCAAUCUGAUGAAGUAUAAGAGCAAGGGCUCCUGGAAUAUGGUCGUCUUGGCGUUCUGGAUGUUCUUCUGCGGGAAGUACGUUGGCAUCGGAGGCGCGCUGAAGACGUGGCUCCCAUUCGUCAUCAUCUGCAUCAUAUGUGGUCUUGUAGCCUACUAUCUGUGAAGCUUAUCGUGUAUUGGAAAUCAUUGUUAAUCACCUUCCAUUGGCCUGUCACAGAUUUCAUGCUAUUUACAUAGCUCGCUAUCUUUCUCACCUCUCUCAUCACUUAAUUACGAUAUGAUCUAUCAGUUGUGUUAUUUAUUUCGAGCCAGAGAGUGGAAAGAGCGCCGCGCAGGAACAUGAACAGAAAACCAGUGUUUAUCGAAAUGUGUUGUAAUAUUUUUAGGAAUAAACAUUGAAACCUCCUCCA
This is a messenger RNA of Phlebotomus argentipes, 897 nucleotides long. Its product is annotated as transmembrane protein 222. The coding region runs from base 135 to 650 and encodes 171 amino acids. The record is from RefSeq and is a predicted model, not a curated record. Lineage: Eukaryota; Metazoa; Arthropoda; Insecta; Diptera; Psychodidae. The transcript has a single exon.